CCGUUUAGGAAUUAGCCCAAUUCCAUUUAGUUUAAUGAAACUUCAUCGUUCAAAAUAUGUCUCUCUCUACAAUAAAUCUAUCACCGGAGCUCCGCCGUGCCUAAAUUCCCGAGCCGCCGCUAGUUAAAGUCCUUUUUUUACGAAGAACGGUGUCUGCGCCGCCCGAAGGUACAUGUCUUCGAAAAUAGAAGGAUUUAAUUGCAAUUUUCAGAGACUGAAUAGGCAGAUUUGCGUAUUCUUUGUAGUUACCAGUGUUUGAAGUAUAUAAUUUUUGGUCCAGAGUGGAGAUGGAGCCUGAAGUGGUGGAUGCAGAAAUGGUGUUGCCAACUCACAUGUGGUUUAAGAAGAUUCAGACUUACGAUAAGUAUCCGAAAGGGCAAGCCAGAGUCAGGUGGAAACAGCUCAAGCAGAUUAUUCCCGCUGAGAACUACCAGAAUUAUCCUCCCGAGGUGUCUAAUUAUUUUAACAUUGAAACACCACCAUCUAUGCAUCCAUGUAGAAGAAUUUGUGAUAUAACUGGAUAUGAGGCACCUUACGUUGAUCCAAGAACCAAGCUUCGGUAUGCCAAUGCUCAAGUUUUCAAGGUGAUUAGGUCUCUCCCAAACCACUACGUCCAACGCUACUUAGCUCUCAGAAAUGCUGCAGUUGUCCUGAGGUAGCUGUGGAGAUCUCCAGGAACUUGUGCUUGCAUGUAUUCAAUUAUGUUGGUGUUUGCAUACAUACAAAUCAGACAAGUCUUAUAUUUCUCAGACUUUGUUAGAAUUGAGGAAUGCUUGUUUGAAAAAAAUGAUCCUUCAUUGGGGAGUCUAUAAUGUUACCCUUUUCGUGCAUCAUUAUAUAUGUUGGAGUCAUUCGGUUCUCACUAUUGCUUAUUACCAGAGGUUAUGUUUAUUCUUAUCUUUCA
Salvia splendens (bonfire salvia) is the source of this 904-nucleotide messenger RNA. Its product is annotated as chromatin-remodeling complex subunit ies6. Bases 288 to 659 code for a protein of 123 amino acids. The record is from RefSeq and is a predicted model, not a curated record. Gene Ontology annotation, biological process: chromatin remodeling. The transcript is spliced from 4 exons. Gene Ontology annotation, cellular component: Ino80 complex. Lineage: Eukaryota; Viridiplantae; Streptophyta; Magnoliopsida; Lamiales; Lamiaceae.